GCUCAUGCCCAGCAAGAUCCUGGGGAGUGCACUCACAGCAGCGGCAAUGAACAGUCAGGUACACGCUGCGGCUCUUCUUCACAAGAUCUCUACGAGUCGUAAGACCAAUGCAUCCUAUCUUUGGCAAACGAUUGCCGCAUGCAUGGAAGAGGGUCACUCCAUGUUCGUGCCUAAACUUCUCAACUGGUUGUGUGAUGUGAUGCUACAGUUCCGGACGAGCACAAGAAGCGCGAGCUUCAGAAAUGUGCCAUCUUGACGGGUAAAGUUCCUAUGCUCCAGAAGCUCAACGCUCUCUGGAAGGUCUCAUGCAACAGUGGGUUCUACAGUCCAGAACUCUGGCAAGCAUGCGAAUUCGAGACGACUGAAGUAAUUGUGCGUUUCACGGAGGGUGCUGUUCUUCAGGAGCAUCAAGGUGCCGCGAGCCGCAAGUGCAGUAUCAAACGCUUGACCCAAGGACUACGAGUGACAGCUGAGCACGGCUGGCUUGUCACUGCGAGGUUCUUGGUUACCGCAGGCGCCGAUUUGAACGACCAGAACAAUGAACACAGUAACCACGUAGGCACACCCCUGGACGUAGCAGUCUAUCACGGGCACGUGCAUGUGGUUAAGCAUUUGCUCGACAAUGGAGCGCGUAUCCACAACAACGAAGAGAGCGCAUUUGGCACAAGUACAGCGGCACUAGCCAGCGAGCAGGGCGGUGAAAUGGCAACGCUGAUUGGUAAGGCCCCGGGGAAGCAGUGGAGGAGCACCACUCAAGAACGAACGAAGACACAGAUCACGAGGGUUUACGACGACAUUACAGCGGUCACCGAUAACAUGCGGGACAUGUACUUGCGCGGAUGAUAGCCAGGAUGAUUUCCAUACAGCAAACUUGAAUAUAUACUGCACGUUGAGAUAAGGUAGCGACCAACAGGUCUUGGUCCCAAUGCUAAGUGUUCAAUCCCCACGCGUCUGUGCCGAGUUUCCGUUCAUCCUUAUAGUCUUCUUUGUACCGUGGAGGCAUUCGCAAAGCUAUUGCGAUGGCAUGGAAUUCAACUAGCCUUCAGAUCGUCCGGCUCAACGCAUAGAGCAGAGCGUUGUUCCCUUGGACCGAAGUACUGGUGUGAAGCAGGUUGGGGGAACCGA
This is a messenger RNA of Macroventuria anomochaeta, 1125 nucleotides long. RefSeq lists its product as uncharacterized. Lineage: Eukaryota; Fungi; Ascomycota; Dothideomycetes; Pleosporales; Didymellaceae. The coding region runs from base 271 to 843 and encodes 190 amino acids. Gene Ontology annotation, molecular function: protein binding. The transcript has a single exon. The record is from RefSeq and is a predicted model, not a curated record.